Molecule: messenger RNA, 19575 nt
Organism: Coregonus sp. 'balchen'
Lineage: Eukaryota; Metazoa; Chordata; Actinopteri; Salmoniformes; Salmonidae
Source: the annotation of a GenBank genome assembly
AUGAAUGACUUGUCCGCCCUCAUGUCUUUGGGUCCCCCUUCAGGCAGAAGCAGCUGGCAUCUUGACAGUGCUGUUAUCCAUAAAAGCUCCAGCAGCAGCAGACAAAUGCACCAACCACUGAUCUCCAGGCAGGAACUCAACAGACUCGACCAGCAGUACUUGCCUUCGGACCCUCUCUCUCUCACUCACUGGCAGGAUGGCAGGCAGGCAUGAGGCACUCCCGGGGCUGAUGCAGGAUGCCCAACAGAGGGUCAAGGAGCGAGGCCACUGGGAGAGCAAAAUUGAGUUUAUUCUAACUGUGGCUGGCGCUAUUGUUGGACUUGGAAAUAUAUGGAGAUUUCCCUAUCUUUGUUACAAGAACGGUGGGGGUGAGUCAACAAAGUCUUAUUUUUGCUUGUUGGUUAAACACAGAGAGCUCCAAAAGUAUUGGGACAGUGACAAAUGUUUUGUUGUUUUGGCCCUGUACUCUAGCACUUUGAAUUUGAAAUAAUACUAUGAGGUUAAAGUGCAGCUUUCAUUUUGAGAGUGUUUUCAUUCGUAUUGGGUGAACCGUUUAGAAAUUAUAGCACUUUUUGUACAUAGUCCCACCAUUUUAGGGGACCAAAAGUAUAGGGACAAAUUCAUUUAUGUGUAUUAAAGUAGUCAAAAGUUUAAUAUUUGGUCUCGUAUUCCUGGCAUGCAAUGAUAACGUCAAGCUUGUGACUCUACAAACUUUUUGGAUGCAUUUGUUGUUUGUUUUGGUUUUGUUUCAGAUGAUUUUGUGCCCAAUAGAAAUUAAUGGUAAAUAAUGUAUUUGUAUCAUUUUGGAGUCACUUUUAUUAUAAAUAAGAAUAGAACAUGUUUCUAAACACUUCUAUAUUAAUGUGGAUGCUCCCAUGAUUACGGAAAAUACUGAAUGAAUCAUGAAUAAUGAUGAAUGAGAAACUUAAAGAUGCACAAAUAUCAUACAGCUAUUCUUACAUUGAGCCAGUUGGCUAGCUCGAGAGUUGGUUAAGGCUCGCGAGAAUACUGUUAUUAAGGUCACCAGCUCUGUCUUAAUAUUUUUAUUCCCAUGACUAAGCAACAGUUUUUUUUUUAAAUUCCUGACUCAUGGUCAAAACAUUGGUCCUAAAUUCCUUGCCGUUUUGUACCUAAACACCUUUCAGUGUCACAUCAGAGAACAUGAAAUUAACCAAAAAUAGAUCUGAUUUUAUUUUAAAUUUUUCACAUUUGCAUCGUGCAUAUAUAUUGUGUAUAUUAUUACAGUUUACAAUAUACACUGAGUGUACAAAACAGGAACACCUGCUCUUUGCAUGAAAUAGACUGACCAGGUGAAAGCUAUGAUUCCUUCAAUCAGUGUAGAUGAAGAGGAGGAGACAGGUUAAAGAAGGAUUUUAAAGUCUUGAGACAAUUAAGACAUGGAUUGUGUAUGUGUGCCAUUCAGAGGGUGAAUGAGCAAGACAAAUGAUUUAAGUGCCUUUGAACGGGGUAUGGUAGUAGGUGGCAGGCGCUGAGUGUGUCAGGAACUGCAACAACGCUGGGUUUUUCACACUCAACAGUUUCCCGUGUGUAUCAAGAAUGGUCCACCACCCAAAGGACAUCCAGCCAACUUGACACAACUGUGGGAAGCAUUGGAGUCAACAUGGGCCAGCGUCUCUGUGGAACGCUUUUGACACCUUGUAGAGUCCAUGCCCUGACGAAUUGAGGCUGUUCUGAGGGCAAAAGGGGGGUGCAACUCAAUAUUAGGGAGGUGUUCCUAAUGUUUUGUACACUCAGUGUAUACUACAGACUUGCAUGUGAUACUACAAUAGAUACUAGAAAAUAUAAUGUUGUAUAACACACUUUCCAUUCCUAAUAACAUUACAUUGAAGUUUCUAAAUGUGUUCUUUUUCAAUAAAAAGUUUGGUGGUGAGAGCAUAUGAUGAAAUUAUCCUAUUAUUUUAUCCAAGUCUCUCUGUCUUGUUUACAAAUACGUGGUUGAUUUGCUGCCUGGUCAGAUGUGAGAUCAAGCAAAAAUAGGAAAGAGAAGGAUUGGUUUGUUGUUUAGCAUAAAGCUCCUUGAAAUGACACACAGAAACAAAGCUGCAUCCAAAUACUUUAGUUGAACCCCCUGAAAACUCAUACCGUAUGACCCCAUGGUCAUUGUGCUGUUUCUCAUUGCAAUUACUUUGAGAUAAAUAAGUAUACAUUCAUUCACCUUGCAUGGUCACAAUUUAAAAGAGGAUUGUUGAAUGAUACAGAAGAUUUUUUAAUGAUUUUCCACACUGCACUUUCAGGAAUGUGUUUGUUCAGAUGUACAGUGGGGGAAAAAAGUAUUUAGUCAGCCACCAAUUGUGCAAGUUCUCCCACUUAAAAAGAUGAGAGAGGCCUGUAAUUUUCAUCAUAGGUACACGUCAACUACGACAGACAAAUUGAGAUUUUUUUUCUCCAGAAAAUCACAUUGUAGGACUUUUUAUGAAUUUAUUUGCAAAUUAUGGUGGAAAAUAAGUAUUUGGUCACCUACAAACAAGCAAGAUUUCUGGCUCUCACAGACCUGUAACUUCUUCUUUAAGAGGCUCCUCUGUCCUCCACUUGUUACCUGUAUUAAUGGCACCUGUUUGAACUUGUUAUCAAUAUAAAAGACACCUGUCCACAACCUCAAACAGUCACACUCCAAACUCCACUAUGGCCAAGACCAAAGAGCUGUCAAAGGACACCAGAAACAAAAUUGUAGACCUGCACCAGGCUGGGUAGAAUGAAUCUGCAAUAGGUAAGCAGCUUGGUUUGAAGAAAUCAACUGUGGGAGCAAUUAUUAGGAAAUGGAAGACAUACAAGACCACUGAUAAUGUCCCUCGAUCUGGGGCUCCACGCAAGAUCUCACCCCGUGGGGUCAAAAUGAUCACAAGAACGGUGAGCAAAAAUCCCAGAACCACACGGGGGGACCUAGUGAAUGACCUGCAGAGAGCUGGGACCAAAGUAACAAAGCCUACCAUCAGUAACACACUACACCGCCAGGGACUCAAAUCCUGCAGUGCCAGACGUGUCCCCCUGCUUAAGCCAGUACAUGUCCAGGCCCGUCUGAAGUUUGCUAGAGUGCAUUUGGAUGAUCCAGAAGAGGAUUGGGAGAAUGUCAUAUGGUCAGAUGAAACCAAAAUAGAACUUUAUGGUAAAAACUCAACUCGUCGUGUUUGGAGGACAAAGAAUGCUGAGUUGCAUUCAAAGAACACCAUACCUACUGUGAAGCAUGGGGGUGGAAACAUCAUGCUUUGGGGCUGUUUUUCUGCAAAGGGACCAGGACGACUGAUCCGUGUAAAGGAAAGAAUGAAUGGGGCCAUGUAUCGUGAGAUUUUGAGUGAAAACCUCCUUCCAUCAGCAAGGGCAUUGAAGAUGAAACGUGGCUGGGUCUUUCAGCAUGACAAUGAUCCCAAACACACCGCCCGGGCAACGAAGGAGUGGCUUCGUAAGAAGCAUUUCAAGGUCCUGGAGUGACCUAGCCAGUCUCCAGAUCUCAACCCCAUAGAAAAUCUUUGGAGGGAGUUGAAAGUCUGUGUUGCCCAGCGACAGCCCCAAAACAUCACUGCUCUAGAGGAGAUCUGCAUGGAGGAAUGGGCCAAAAUACCAGCAACAGUGUGUGAAAACCUUGUGAAGACUUACAGAAAACGUUUGACCUGUGUCAUUGCCAACAAAGGGUAUAUAACAAAGUAUUGAGAAACUUUUGUUAUUGACCAAAUACUUAUUUUCCACCAUAAUUUGCAAAUAAAUUCAUUAAAAAUCCUACAAUGUGAUUUUCUGGAUUUUUUUUUCCUCAUUUUGUCUGUCAUAGUUGACGUGUACCUAUGAUGAAAAUUACAGGCCUCUCUCAUCUUUUUAAGUGGGAGAACAUGCACAAUUGGUGGCUGACUAAAUACUUUUUUCCCCCACUGUAUAAUGAUGAAAGAUACAAAGACUUAUGCAUACUGUCAGUGUCACCCAGAACCAAAUCACAAGACAUUGUCAACUAAAGGUUAAAGUUUGAAAAUAGAUUAACAUUAAGCAUUGUAUAUGGAGGCCUAAUAUGUGUGACUCCUUCCUGUACUGUAGGUGCGUUCUUCAUCCCGUACAUCCUGUACCUGGUGACCUGUGGCAUCCCUCUGUUCAUCCUGGAGACGGCUCUGGGACAGUACACCAGCCAGGGGGGCAUCACCUGCUGGAGGAAAAUCUGCCCGCUGUUUGAGGGUGAGUAUUGCUGUACAGUUCUGUGCACUUAAAAGUUACGUUUUAAAAUGCCUUUGCUGCAGCCCAAGUAGGCUACAUUGUUUUCAUUGUGACAAACUCUCUCGUAGGAUGAGCCUGAGCCUUUAUUAUGUGCUUUCCGCAUUUCAUAAUGUAGAUGUCUUGCAUGGUCUUGCUACAGCAUAGUGAUGUUGAAAGAUUAUGGUACAUCAUUAUGUAAAGUUGAAACCAUAAUGAAGUAAAUAAAAUAAACCACAUUGCAAUGAAGAGUAGAAUGAUACUUAGAGUAGAGUGAGUAGGCCAUAUGAUAGCGUUUGGUUCCUUAUUCGUGCUGAGACACAAAACAAAUAAUUGCUUUGUGAUCUUCAUUCAUGAAGAUUUCUGUGCAGUUACAUAGGGCCCCAUUCAUUCUGAAAAUAUAUUUCAAACACAAACUCAUAUAUCCAACUAAUACAACAGCAUCCUUUUCUGAAGACCGUGUCUGAAUUAAAUGUUCACAUUUUUUAAAUAAUAAUAAUAUAUGCCAUUUAGCAGAUCCUUUUAUCUAAAGUGUCUAACUGCACAGAGAUAGCGUACAUCUUAGCAGCAGGAAAUGAACCCAUUAUGACCCUGGUGUUGCUACUAGAGCCAUGCUUUUACCAACUGGGUCUGAGUCACACAUUAACUGAUGUCAUGAUCGCACAGCUGAAGCAAGCACACCAACUUCUAGAAAUAAAAAAGUUAUUUAAAAAAUGCAAAUCAGACAGAGUCUUCAGAAGGGCUACUUGAAACAUAAAUUGAUUUGGAUCUUAGACAUACAGUAUUUUCAGAAUGAAUGUGGCCCUGUGGUAGCCUUAAUCUGACUAAAUCUGUCAUGGUAGCCCAAAGGCUGGCAGAUGGCGAUAUUGAGUAGUGCCAUUUUACCGUCCAAAUGCAUUAUAUGCAGCCGGCAAUAGAUUUGUAUCCCUCAUGGACCAGUUUAUGUCUAAAACAUUCUCCAUUCAGGCUGCAUAGGCUGCAAUUUCCUCCAUAACUUUCUUGAAUGGUGAGAAAACUAGAGAAAAAAUAAAAUAUGCUUACUUUCUUUAUGAAAAACCAUUUUCCACCACCAUGCUAGAGUGGCUAAAUGUUAAUCCCAGAUGUUGUGUCUUGCGUUCAGUCAAUCAGGUUGCAGCAGUCCGUUUUUUUCACCCCUAACCUAACACAGUGCUGUAUCGUAUGGAAACCAAUACCGCGUUCACAUACUUGUCGGAACUGUGAAACUUGGAAUGUCCGACUUGCUAAUUGGUUGUAGUUAUACACAUGCUGCGUUCAACCAGUUACUAGUUUCCUAGUUCGGACUACCACGUGAACACGACAUAUGACUGUUCUCAGGGUGGGUCUGCCGGCUAGGCGAACCAAACUAGUGUGCUCGCAUACUCCCUUAAAAGACCUUCGCUUGAAAAACGAGAAACACGUUUUUUUUCUUCGCUCUCCUGGGCUGAGGGUCGGAAGUGCAAUGACGCAAAAGCGUAAGAAUGGCAAUGUUAAGAUCAGAGAUUAAUUUGCUGAGUAUACACCUUCAUUCGAGGUGUACAUACCUAUGUCUCCUGAUUACAAACCAAGUAAUCUCACUUGUAGGUCUUCAUGCUCUCUUGAGAACCUUGAUGAUCUCAAAAUGGAGUCAGUCGGCAGUGGUGAGCGCUCUGAAGUUGAGCCAGUCCAGGAUGUAGUGGGCCUACCUGCUAUGACAGGUGUGGUCUUCCAACGUUUACCCUGAGAGUCCUACCAGAGAUUAUUUUGGACCGGUAGGAGUGAGAUUUUUGGAAAGAGUGGAUUCCUGCUUUUUGGCCUACCCAUACAUUGUGCCAAGCUGGGUAAAGGACAAACUGGGAAUGGUUACAUCUGUAAAAGUUUUGAGAAGUGGAAUUGUUUAGAUUUUUUGUGUGUCCGCCUCCGAGAGGAAGCGGGCGCUUCGAGUCACGCGGAUCAAAUGAAAAGGAAUAUUCCAAUGGCGAGACUGAGAAUACCCUGUCUGUCUUAUUGAGCUUCGACACAGAGUUUCUACCUGAUGAAGUCAGGUUAAGUCAUAUUUGCUAUUAUGUGAGGGCUUAUGUUCCGAACCCGCUUCGGUGCUUUAGGUGCCAAGGAUUUGGACAUGUUGCAGCAGUGUGUAGAAGGGAGAUCCCAAGAUGUGAGAAAUGUGCAGGAGGGCAUAGUCAGAGGUAGUGUACAGUUGGGUUAGAGAAAACAUUGUGUGUCAACUGUGGUUGUGCCCAUGCAGCUGGGGAUCCGAAGUGCCCUGUGAGAGAGAGACAGGUUAAGAUUGCCAGAGUUCGAGUGGGGCAAAAAGUGUUAGUUGCAGAGAAAUAUUUGGGUGUGAGAGAUUUUAGUACAGAAGAUCUACAGGAAGUUUUAAGAGAAGGGGUUCCAUCCUCCCAGGCCGAUGGCCUGGUGUAGGAUGGUUUAGGGCCAAAGUAGUGGGAUGGAGUGGUGGGUUUGGGGGGAUAGUGUACAGGUGCAGGGUUAGAUGGUGGUGCAAUUUAAGUUUUUUUCUUUUUCUUUUGGUGACAAAAUGUUUAAUCUGCAUUUUGACCUGUGAAAGUCAGCAAGCAAUUCGCAACACCAAGAAGAAGAAACAAGGCUGCAUAGGCUUUUAGUACUGUUUGCGCAUCUUGAGAUGCCAUAGCCAGUAUACACUGAAUUUAUCUAAGUUAUAUCACAGCAUUAUUGAAUACUUGUUUCUGAUUGGUUAGAAGGGCAUUCUAGAAUGGACAUUAAUUAAGUGACAAUGUCUAAGAAGCCGGUGUUUGGAGGAUAUAUUGGCACAGGUGUUGUUAGGCCCGAGACAAAGUCGAGAGCCGGCAAACCGUGCCAAUAUAUCCUCCAAACACCGGCUUCGAGGGCAUUAUCUCUUUUAUACAACGGGUCACCAACAUAUUCAAAUCAUGACUGACAUAUUUUCAUUAAUCAUUUUACGAGAUAUAGUCCCGACACAAAUCUAAGGUUGCUACCCAAGCCGGCUGGUCAUUCGUUCUAUCGGUUCGGUUGCCCAGUCGUUAAGUAUUUUUGUUCUGUAUCUAUGGAUGGGACCCAGUCAUUCAUUCUAAAAUGUUCCAUUGCCAUACUGGUUGGCAAUGUUCUUAUCCCUUGCUUGCCGUCAAACAGUGCAGCCAAAAUAACAGAAAAGUAGCUAAUGAUGCGCAAUUUUUGCCUGACACUGUUGUUCAGAGGAGCUAGCCAACAGCACAGUUUACACAAUCACUUUAAUCUGAAACUGGAAAGACAGCAAACUAGCUGCACUUCGUUUCGUUUUACCUGUUUUCUACUGAUAGUUCUUUGUAUAUAUCCAUAAAAAUUAUGCUGAUUCAUGAUUUCGACUGGCUGAGGAAACUGCCUGUCUGUCUCACCCCGACUCCCGACACGUUCAUUACUAUGGGAUAUCUGGAGAUUGAUUUUGAAUAUUGAAACAAUGUUGCAAAUAUUGGAGAGACAGACAGCAAGGUUUAUACAAAUCUCUGCUGUUGAAAACUAAAUAAUAGUCUAAAAGAAAUGUGAGAUAAUGUCCAGAUGUUGUUAAUAAUGGAGAUCAAGUUUAUAAAUUGCCUGGCUGGGCUGAUGAGACAAUGGAUUGUGCAGUCAGAUGUAACAGAGUAAAUAGGCAUUUUAGAAUGGAUUUAGCCAGUGGUAACUUGUGGAAUAGACACUGGCUGGAAUGCGGUUUUAACCAAUCAGCAUUCAGGAUUAGACCCACCCGCUGUAUAAAGCCAGAUAAUGGGACAGUUGGAAAAUAUAUCCAGACACCUUGCAAUCAUGACAUGAUAAACGCCUACACAUGCAGACCGUACUUGCUACAAAGUUACAGAAAGCUAAACCAACAACCACACAAACCGAAAUUGGAUACAUUGUAAACGUAGGUUCAACGAGGAAAAAACAUAGCUAGCUAGCAUUGAUUUGUUUUUGCAGAGAAUUUUUUUUUAUGGAUCAUCUUAGAAGCCAUCUGAUGACCUAACAUGGUGAGUGAUGAACAUGAAAUUGUAAUUAUUUUGCACUAUGGCCUAUUUAUUGCCUUACCUCCAUAACUUACUACAUUUGCACACACUGUAUAUAGAUUUUCUAUUGUGUUAUUGAGAUGUACGUUUUGUUUAUUCCAUAUGUAACUCUGUGUUGUUGUUUUUAUCGCACUGCUUUGCUUUAUCUUGGCCAGGUCGCAGUUGUAAAUGAGAACUUGUUCUCAACUGUCUUACCUGGUUAAAUAAAGGUAAAGAAAAAAAAAGAAAAAAAGAGUGAUAAUUGGAGUGGCGUUUAGUGUUGAGGAGGAUCAACUGAAGUUGAAGAUUCCAGGUGUCUGUGACGCCCGCCAUUUGGAGAGACGUAGACCUGGUGGAGAGCGUGGUGAAACAGAGAAGACACUGUCUGUACUACUGAGUUUUGAUGCAUGAGUCUUUACCAGAUAAAGUCAAGUUAGGAUGUGUCAGUUACUGGCUUACCUGGUUAAAUGAAGGUGAAAUAAAAAAAUAAAACAUUAUCUCGUCCCUACUGCAGACAUGACGCAAGUGGCGCUAUGCUGUCAAAUACUCACGUUUCUAAUUUGACCAGCUGUUUUCAGCAACUGAUAUUUUAAUUUGCUUGUCAUAUUGGCAGGUUUGCUAGCAACGAACAAACUAUUUAGCUAGCUUCUAGCCUAGUGUUUGAUAUGCAAUGCGAUUUAGUCGUAAUGUACAAUGUCGAGUGUCCUGACUAGAAGGCAAACUUUUAUAGCUAUGCUAGGCAAAACCGGCCAUUAUCAGCUCAUUGUUAUGGAUGUAUCCAAAUUAAUGUAAAUAGAAAACAGCUACUUUGCUGUUAUUCUGGCUGCUAGUUGGCUAGUUAGCAACAAGCAAGGGAUAAGAACGUUGCCGCUGUGCAAGGAUCAUAAAGAACGAACGACUGGGUCGCGUCUCUAUCAACCAAAAUAUGAGAAACUAUGAAUUAGUUUAUAGAAAUCAAUAAAAGAAAACAAUGUAUUUCUACCGGUAAAUGUGUGCUUUCAUAUUGUUUUAUUUGGCAAUUGUGGUAUAAGCGGGAUUAACGCCUCCAUUCUGUACAUUACCUUGGAAAAAUGAACUCCUCAACGGGCGCUGCGUCGUCCAUCGUUUAUCCCUUACAUAACGCAAUAAAUCUGUCAUUAAUUUUUACGUUUCUACCGAGGAGAUCUUAGUCACGCAAUUUGACAACUAAGAUGUUUGGUGCAAUAUUUUUCAAGUAAAAUAAAAAAUUCAUGAAAACGAGUCAACUCAUCGUUGAACAACAACAAACACUUUAUUGAAUAAUCCCUUCUGUUGACCAAUCACCGACAAAGAGGCUUAUUUGUAUUUGUAUUUAUUAUGGAUCCCCAUUAGCUGCUGCCAAGGUCCAGCAAAAUUAAGGCAGUUCAUACAAUUUUUAAAACAUUACAAUACAUUCACAGAUUUCACAACACACUGUGUGCCCUGAGGCCCCUACUCCACCACUACCACAUAUCUACAGUACAAAAAUCCAUGUGUACGUGUGUGUAUAGUGCGUAUGUUAUUGUGUGUGUGUAUGCAUGUGUCUGCGCCUAUGUUUGUGUUAUAUUACAGUCCCCGCUGUUCCAUAAGGUGUUUUUUUUUAUCUGUUUUUUUUAAAUCUAAUUUACUACUUGCAUCAGUUACUUGAUGUGGAAUAGAGUUCCAUGUAGUCAUGGCUCUAUGUAGUACUGUGUGCCUCCCAUAGUCUGUUCUGGACUUAGGGACUGUGAAGAGACCUCUGGUGGCAUGUCUUGUGGGGUAUGCAUGUGUGACCGAGCUGUGCACCAGUAGCUCAAACAGACAGCUCGGUGCACCCAACAUGUCAACACCUCUCAUAAACACAAGUAGUGAUGAAGUCAAUCUCUCCUCCACUUUGAGCCAGGAGAGAUCGGCAUGCAUAUUAUUAAUAUUAGCUCUCUGUGUACAUCCAAGGGCCAGCCGUGCUGCCCUGUUCUGAGCCAAUUGCAAUUUUCCUAAGUCCUUUUUUGUGGCACCUGACCACACGACUGAGCAGUAGUCCAGGUGUGACAAAACUAGGGCCUGUAAGACCUGCCUUGUUGAUAGUGCUGUUAAGAAGGUAGAGCAGCGCUUUAUUAUGGACAUACUUCUCCCCAUCUUAGCUACUGUUGUAUCAAUAUGUUUUGACCAUGACAGUUUACAAUCCAGGGUUACUCCAAGCAGUUUAGUCUUGCUCAAUUUCCACAUUAUUUAUUACAAGAUUUAGUUGAGGUUUAGGGUAUAGUGAAUGAUUUGUCCCAAAUACAAUGCUUUUAGUUUUAUAAAUAUUUAGGACAAACGUAUUCCUUGCCACCCACUCUGAAACUAACUGCAACUCUUUGUUAAGUGUUGCAGUCAUUUCAGUCGCUGUAGUAGCUGACAUGUAUAGUGUUGAGUCAUCCGCAUACAUAGACACUCUGGCUUUACUCAAAGCCAGUGGCAUGUCAUUAGUAAAGUUUGAAAAAAGUAAUGGGCCUAGACAACUGCUAGUUGACUUCGGCUCCCAAAUUUCGGCUUGGUUUCCACAAUGUCAAAAUUGGCUAUAUCAUAAAAAAAGCUUUUUAGUCUUAAUUUAAGGUAAGGCAUAAGGUUAGCACUGUGGUUAGGUUAAAAUCACAUUACUUUGUGUCUGUGGUAACCAGUGACGACGCUUUUGCUUGCCUUGAGAGAAAAAAAAGGUGUGCACGAACUGCUGAAAAUGCCCUGGCUGAAGGCCGCGUUCAAGUGCAAGUCGGAACUCUGAAAUAUCCGACUUGCUAACUGAUUGAUCGCGGCACGUGUAUAACUACAACCAGUUAGCAAGUCCGAAAUAAAGUUAUGGAAGAAAUCGAAGCCUAUGCCGCCUGAUGGUUUAGGUACGAACAGGUCCACGAGGGAUACAAACGUUUUGCCGGCUGCACACAAUGCAUUUGGACAGUAAGAUGACAAGACUCAAUAUCUGCCGGCCUUUGGCCUACUGUCAUGGGGAAUCGACUGCAGUGAAGGUAAAUGGGAAAAUCGUGUUAGGUUGUUGCUUUUUAUGACCAUGUUGCUAUGUUUCGCUUGUCUUCAUCAGGAAUGGGCUAUGCCGCCCAGGUGAUCACUAUAUAUGGAUGUAUGACCUACAUAGUGAUUCUGGUGUGGGCUUUCCUCUACCUGUUCUCAUCCUUCACUGCUGACCUGCCAUGGGCUAACUGCAACAAUGCCUGGAACACAGGUAUUUACAAUAUUGGUGAAACUUUGUGCAUAGGUGGACUGCUAUGUUUCAUAGGUUUCAAUUGAAACGGGCCCCAGCUGCCUGAGGUGUCCCCACUGACUGAAUUUUAACACCACUUUAUAUCAAAUCUAAUCUAAUUGUAUUUGUCACAUGUGCCAAAUACAACAGGUGUAGACCUUACAGUGAAAUGCUUACUUAAAAGCCCUUAACCAACUGCAGUUUUAAGAAAUAGCCGGGUAGCCAUUUGAAUACCUGUUCAGGAGUCUAAUGGCUUGGGGGUAGAAUCUGUUAUGAAGCCUUUUGGACCUAGACUUGGCGCUCCAGUACCGCUUGCCGUGCGGUAGCAGAGAGAACAGUCUAUGACUAGGGUGGCUGGAGUCUUUUUUAGGCCUUCCUCUGACACCGCCUGGUAUAGAGGUCCUGGAUGGCAGGAAGCUUGGCCACAGUGAUGUACUGGGCCGUACGCACUAUCCUCUGUAGAGCCUUGCGGUCGGUGGCCGAGCAGAAUAGGCUUUGUCGUGCCCUCUUCAUGACUGUCUUGGUGUGCUUGGGCCAUGUUAGUUUGUUGGUGAUGUGGACACCAAGGAACUUGAAGCUCUCAACCUGCUCCACUACAGCCCCGUCGAUGAGAUGAGAAAUUUGGCCUAUAUAUUUAAUAAUUUCUUGAAAUUAAAAACACAUAUGUAACAGGCCCCCAAAUUGCCAAAUCCCCUGACUUGAUGGCAGUUUUAUCAAACAGUGUAUUCGAGGCUGCUAGGUUGUGAUAAUCUUUGUAGGAGCAACUACCUCUGUAGCCUUGUUAUGAAGCACCGAGUGCUGCUAACAAGUAACAUCCAUCACUGAAGUUCAACGACUCUUAUCCACACAAAAAUGUCUAACCGCUUGCAGGCAUGGUAGUUCAGUGAGGGGAGAUCAUGAGCAAUCAGUGUGUUCAUGUGAACAUCUUCUGACAGUUUGCACAAAUACUGAAGAAGAGAAGACAGUGAGAAUAAUGGGGGAGAGGAGUUGUCUGCUACCCCCCCCCCCCCCCCCCCCCCCCCCCCCCCCCACACCCCUUAAUUACAUUAAGAGGAUCUGGCUAUUAGGUUGCACAUACACUUGAAGCAGUCAACUUUUUAACCUGUUACAACUAGACUUUCAUGUAUUUCAGAUUUUUGUGUGACAUUUGGCACCAAGAAUGCCAGCACCAAUUGGACUGUUCCUCUCCUGAAUGUGUCAUCUUCCGUUGUGGAGUUUUGGCAGUAAGUCUAUAAUAAAUGCUGUGUUUUUUCCACACUGCAUCAUUCGUGAUUACAUUCUUGACUCCUCAAAUUAGAAAUUAAUCAGAUACUAUUGUCUUCUUUCUUAAAAGGAACUGUAUUGUGAUGGUGAAAUUAUUCUUAUACGCAUACAAUAGACGACAAUACAUUUACAGUGGGGGAAAAAGUAUUUAGUCAGCCACCAAUUGUGCAAGUUCCCCCACUUCAAAAAGAUGAGAGAGGCCUGUAAUUUUCAUCAUAGGUACACGUCAACUAUGACAGACAAAAUGAGAAAAAAAUAUCCUGAAAAUCACAUUGUAGGAUUUUUAAUGAAUGUAUUUGCAAAUUAUGGUGGAAAAUAAGUAUUUGGUCAAUAACAAAAGUUUCUCAAUACUUUGUUAUAUACCCUUUGUUGGCAAUGACACAGGUCAAACGUUUUCUGUAAGUCUUCACAAGGUUUUCACACACUGUUGCUGGUAUUUUGGCCCAUUCCUCCAUGCAGAUCUCCUCUAGAGCAGUGAUGUUUUGGGGCUGUCGCUGGGCAACACGGACUUUCAACACCCUCCAAAGAUUUUCUAUGGGGUUGAGGUCUGGAGACUGGCUAGGCCACUCCAGGACCUUGAAAUGCUUCUUACGAAGCCACUCCUUCGUUGCCCGGGCGGUGUGUUUGGGAUCAUUGUCAUGCUGAAAGACCCAGCCACGUUUCAUCUUCAAUGCCCUUGCUGAUGGAAGGAGGUUUUCACUCAAAAUCUCACGAUACAUGGCCCCAUUCAUUCUUUCCUUUACACGGAUCAGUCGUCCUGGUCCCUUUGCAGAAAAACAGCCCCAAAGCAUGAUGUUUCCACCCCCAUGCUUCACAGUAGGUAUGGUGUUCUUUGGAUGCAACUCAGCAUUCUUUGUCCUUCAAACAUGACGAGUUGAGUUUUUACCAAAAAGUUAUAUUUUGGUUUCAUCUGACCAUAUGACAUUCUCCCAAUCCUCUUCUGGAUCAUCCAAGUGCACUCUAGCAAACUUCAGACGGGCCUGGACAUGUACUGGCUUAAGCAGGGGGACACGUCUGGCACUGCAGGAUUUGAGUCCCUGGCGGCGUAGUGUGUUACUGAUGGUAGGCUUUGUUACUUUGGUCCCAGCUCUCUGCAGGUCAUUCACUAGGUCCCCCCGUGUGGUUCUGGGAUUUUUGCUCACCGUUCUUGUGAUCAUUUUGACCCCACGGGGUGAGAUCUUGCGUGGAGCCCCAGAUCGAGGGAGAUUAUCAGUGGUCUUGUAUGUCUUCCAUUUCCUAAUAAUUGCUCCCACAGUUGAUUUCUUCAAACCAAGCUGCUUACCUAUUGCAGAUUCAGUCUUCCCAGCCUGGUGCAGGUCUACAAUUUUGUUUCUGGUGUCCUUUGACAGCUCUUUGGUCUUGGCCAUAGUGGAGUUUGGAGUGUGACUGUUUGAGGUUGUGGACAGGUGUCUUUUAUACUGAUAACAAGUUCAAACAGGUGCCAUUAAUACAGGUAACGAGUGGAGGACAGAGGAGCCUCUUAAAGAAGAAGUUACAGGUCUGUGAGAGACAGAAAUCUUGCUUGUUUGUAGGUGACCAAAUACUUAUUUUCCACCAUAAUUUGCAAAUAAAUUCAUAAAAAAUCCUACAAUGUGAUUUUCUGGAGAAAAAAAAUCUCAAUUUGUCUGUCAUAGUUGACGUGUACCUAUGAUGAAAAUUACAGGCCUCUCUCAUCUUUUUAAGUGGGAGAACUUGCACAAUUGGUGGCUGACUAAAUACUUUUUUCCCCCACUGUACAUACAAUAUAUUUUCUUUUGGUGAUCAAAUGUAUGGCUGUGUCAACUAUUUCUCCUUACAGGCGGCGAGUGCUGAGAAUAUCAGAUGGGAUUGAGUCGUUGGGAGGCAUUAGAUGGGAGCUGGCUCUGUGUCUUCUGCUGUCCUGGGCCAUCUGCUACUUCUGUAUCUGGAAAGGAGUGAGGUCUACAGGGAAGGUGAUUUUGAUUUUAUAUAUUAGUCAAACAGUAGUUCCAAUCUCAAUCAAUCUUGAAUUCGGAGGUAACAAAAGAAACAGAGGGACAGCUAUUUGAUGUAGCUUUAAAGUUACUUGGUGUGAUGAUGGGUCCAUAGUUGGUAUGGUGAUACCGGUAUGCGUGGCUUUAUUGUGUUUUCUUUAUUCUACUAACCCUGUAGUACUAAUUCAUAGGCAGCCUACUUCACGGCCACCUUCCCCUAUGUAAUGCUAGCGGUGCUAUUUGUCAGAGGAGUGACCCUUCCAGGAGCUAAAGAUGGGAUAUUCUACUACUUGUAUCCCAAUGCUACACGGCUAGCUGAUCCACAGGUAUUAUCUGUAGUAUGGGCAAGUUUCCCAGACAAAGAUUAAGACUAGUCCUGGACAAAAAAAUUACUUUAAAAUUGAGAAUUUCCAUUGAACAUCCUUAGUCCAGAAGUAUGCUUAAUCGGUGUCCAGGAAACCGGCCCGCUAAGUCCUUGUUUAGACUCGCAUCUUACUGAUAUACAUUUCCGUUAUGAUACUUAAACAUGUUCAGUUUAUGACUUCAGUUUAACUCUUCUUUGUCUGUUUGUUCAUCAAUAAGGUUUGGAUGGAUGCAGGAACCCAGAUAUUCUAUUCUUACGCCAUAUGCCUGGGCUACCUGACCUCUCUUGGAAGCUACAACAAAUACAACAACAACUGCUACAAGUGAGGCUUCAACUAGUGUGUGGGUUUGAUAAAAAAUUGGCGGUAAUAAUUUGGCACAUUGAAGAUGGUUUGCUUAUUUAGCAGUACCAUGAGGAUCCAUGGUUACAAGAUCUCUUCAGUCAGUCUGGAGACAGGAAAAAGCACAUCUCGUUAGGCAAGGUGCAGGCUGGAGAAGUAGAACACAUGGAAAAUAAAAUCCACACACUCUCAUGGUUCUGACACAUUCCCUUUUAUCACUUAAUAACAUUUCAACAGCAAGCUGCCUUCAUCUGGCAAACACUGUAGGUUUAAGAUCAUAUAAUAACAGUUUGCUCAUUCACCUACGCCAGGAGGAUUCAUGGUACAUGUCAUGACACAUUACCUCAAUCGCCCUGAACGUUAACCUGUAUUUAAACCUUAUUAGACCCUUUCCAACAGUGUAUGUGAAAGAGGAUGGUGUCUCUAUACGUUAAACUUGUUUUGUGCCUUGCAGAGACUCCUUCUACCUGUGCUUGUUGAACAGUGGGACCAGCUUCGUGUCAGGUUUCGCCGUUUUCUCCAUACUGGGUUAUAUGGCUGGAGAACAGGGUGUGGACAUCUCUCUGGUUGCUGAGUCAGGUGAGUCUUUAAAAUACAUCAAUCUACAAUGGUAUGACGCCCUAUUAUCCUCCUGAUCACCCCAAGUACUGCCUGACAACAUAACGGCUCAGCAUUGUGGAUCGCUGAGAGAGUGGAAAGCUGAGUUAGAAAAAUUAUAUUCCAGACAGUAUCUGAUUUUCUAUCUUGUCCUCAGCCUGCACUUUAAUCAUCAGCGAGAGCUGGCACAUCUGCUUUAGUUGGGUGAAGUAGGCACAGAUCUCACUUUCGUCUGAACUUCAUUUUGUCUGCAUCUAUACCUUGUCUUGUAGAAGCACUGUCUCAGCUCAUGGAAUCCACUUUUUUGACAUGCAUAACUGAAUGUCUCGUUAAAUUAAUUAAAUCAGAUUGCAUUUGGGUACAUAUAUUCUGUAACUUUUUCAUUGUUGUGCUGCUGCAGGUCCUGGCCUGGUCUUCAUAGUGUACCCUCAGGCAGUGUCCAUGCUCCCCUUACCUCAGUUCUGGGCUGUCUGCUUCUUCACCAUGAUCAUCCUGUUGGGAGUGGAUAGCCAGGUUAGAGCUCAACACACACCUGGGUGUCCUGUCCCUCCCUUUACCUUCCCCUCCCAUGUACAUUACCCUCUCUCUCAUGUUCCCCAGUUUGUCGCCCUUGAGAGCCUUAUGACCUCGGUAUCGGACUUCUACCCCAACCUCAUCAGAAAGGGCUACCGGAGGGAGCUUCUGCUGCUACUCAUCUGCUGCUGCUGCUACCUGGUCGGACUCAUCAUGAUCACAGAGGUGAGAGGUCACAGACACAGGUCUUUGCUGCACAUCAGUUCUCAAACUGUUGUUGCUGUAUGACUACAGGUAGAGAUGGUUCUCUGACCCGAGUUAAGCACGCACGCGUACAUGGAACAUAAUUCCCUGUAUGCACUUUUCUCUCUAUGUGUAGUCGUGCUAUUCACCUGCUAUUCGUUCGGGGUGAUCAAAGAAAUUAAGGUGUGGCGGAGGUGUGUCUACAUAUACGCUGUAUUCUGACCUUGGCUUAAUGUCCUCAUAAUUUCGCCACCUUUACGCGCGAAUAAGGUUGAAUAGAAAUAACAGCAUUCUCCAUGCACUAAUUUGUAAAUUGAUAAGAGCUAGUUAAAUGAGUAAUCCGUUUUGAAAAGGGGAUUUUAAAACACAAUUGUUUUAGAUAAUUUUUCUUAAUGAUCUCUGGAUGAAGCAAACUGAAAAUCAUCAACAUGACAUGUAUUGCGGCCCCUUUUCCACAGUGAAGUAGGCUAUAAAUAGCUGUGCCGUAUUCAGAAUUGUAAUUGUGUAUGCACUCAUAAUUUGUAUCAGGUUAAAUAUUAGCCACUAUCGGGAGCCACCGUCAGUAAUAGCCACAUACUUUACAUUUACAAAUGUGACUUUAGCGUUAGUUCCUUCAAUUUCUAGCCUACAUUUUACAUAAUUCCGUUUUACCUUUCUUUCCACGGUCACAUCUGUGUAGUUGUUCCUGAGGGUCGCUAGCAUUAUUGAAUCAUAUUAGGCUAAUGUUGUGCUAUCAUUUGGGACAUGUAGCCUAUUUGAAUCAUUAUGGAACUAGGACUACACGUAGCAGGUUAAAACUGGAACCUGGCGCACGGUUCACAACGAAUGGACCAUUGUCACACAGUUCCAUGAUUUAGUGAGAAUUAGGGUAGAUUUAUAGGACUCUUGUUCAACCCCUAUUGUACACUUAUAUAUUUUUUAUUAUUUUCACCUUACAAUAUUUUAAUGGAUUGAACUUCAAUAUGACAACUUUCAGAAGGAAUCAAACCAAUAUUUUUGAUUAAUAUAUUUUGUGCAUCAAGUUUUUUUAAUGAUUCAUACAUACUUUCCUAACCCAGACAUUUGCCUAAAUAAUCUACAAGAUCAGAGUAUUUUUAAAUCGACCAGGUGGUGCUGAAACGGAGACUAAUAUGCAUAUAUUUACAUGGAUUUCUUUAAUUGAUCCCUAUAUUCUGAACCCGUUUCUUAAUGUAUUCUAGUUAGUCUGUCAAAUUCUAAUUAAAUGUAAGGUUAAGAUAAAUGUACUGAAAACCCUAUUAAAUGAAAACUCCAUGAGAAAAUCUGUUGGCCAGCAAGGGGAGGGUUUUCAGCGGUUGAAUUAAAUGUAUUCAGCGCCUGCAAGGGAACCACGCCAGCGAAGCCCAUUACGCACCUGCACAAGGCAAGUCUGAAUACCAACUACUGAGAAGUGCGUUGGAAAGGCGUAAAAUUUGUCUGAAUCGGGCCCUAAUCGUUUAAUAAUUUUUUUAAGUAUCUACUUAUGGUGACUAAAUGUAUUUGGUUGACACUCGUCUCAACUCCGUAGAGAUGUGUAAUAUAUGGAUGGAGUGUAGUUUACUCAGCUACUUUGAUCCAAGUCCUUUAUGGUUGGUUAAUACAAUAACUAAAUCUGUAAACAUUGUUUUGACUGUAUAUUGAAGUUUUAUUUCCUUGCAGGGUGGCCUCUACAUCAUCCAGCUGUUUGAUCAUUAUGUGUGCAGUGGUGCCACUCUGCUGCUCCUCUCCAUUUGUCAGUCACUCAGUAUUGGAUGGAUAUAUGGUAAGGAUAGACAUUACACUAUGUAAUCAUGGGCAAACACAUACAUAUGAAAAGCUAGCUUCCUCACCAGAUGUUAUUUCUCACUGUAAAGACACAAAGUAAUUGAAAGUCCUUAAAGGGACUGUUCAUGAGUAUUUUGUCACAUGCCUGUCUCUGUCCAAGGUGCGGAACGCUUCUGUGACAACAUUGAGGAUAUGAUUGGCUACAGGCCCUCCUCCCUGCUGAAGUACUGUUGGCUCUACAUUACUCCGACUAUUGGCACUGUGAGUUUAAGCCCAGUGCAUUUGUAUCAUUCUUUCACUUUCAUUUAUGAAUAUGAGCUAACGCUAGUCCCGUGUAGCUCAGUUGGUAGAGCAUGGCGUUUGCAACGCCAGGGUUGUGGGUUUGUUUCCCACGGAGGACCAGUAUGAAAAAGAAAAUGUAUGCACUCACUAACUGUAAGUCGCUCUGGAUAAGAGCGUCUGCUAAAUGACUAAAAUGUAAAUAGCUGCAGUUAUGUUUACAAAACCUUAUGCUGUCCAUUUAAGUACAGUGUCAAGAAAUAAUGAAACAACAUAUUUCUGUAAAAUAUUGUAUCUUCAAGGUAACCUUUGUAUUCUCGCUGCUGAAGUACAGCCCUCUGAAAUUCAACAACACCUAUGUGUACCCGUGGUGGGCCUACGGGCUAGGCUGGAUCCUGGCUAUGUCCUCCCUCUCUCUCAUCCCCAUCACCAUGGUCUACAAACUGUACCAGGCCAAAGGGACUUUCUGGCAGGUCAGUGGCAUUAUAUGAUGGGAAGUUUUCCCUGGGACAUUUAAGUGUGAAUGAUUGCAUCAAGUAAGUUAAAUUGAGGUACAGAAAGUUUAAAUUAAAAAGGCUAAAUAAAAUAAAAUAAAUCAGAAAGGCCUGGACCUUUCAUUUGGGCCUUUUAGCUCUAGCAUAGAGUUUCUGUGCUAUUCUGAGAUUUUUGAAGAAUACCUUUGCAGCAAAUGUAUUAUACUUAUAUUGAGACCUCUUUUCUUCCCCAGCGCCUCCAGACAAUAUGUCGGCCAGCAGAUGACCUUCCUAUGAUGAAGAAGGAGAUGGCAGGUCUCUAUGCUCUGGACCGUGUUACAGAAGAUGAGAAAACAUACAGCAAUAAUCAAUAGACUGACUGUUUCACUAUUACUUUUCGGGCCUGUUUCCCGGACACAGAUU